UGAUGAUUAUACGACGAGAACCUUUUGUGUUGGGGCGUCUUGUUGUUGUGACCGCUCAGACCGGACCCUAUCCACCUCCACCACCACUAUCACUAUGUGAGCGUUUCUGUUUGCGUCUCAGUUCAAUUCCGAUAAUGGCAUCGUCACUGUCCUCCAUCAUCAACCAACCUCACACUGCUCUCAAGCUUCACCCUCCAUCUUGUUUCACCACCACUCUCAGAAUCUUCUACCACCAACACAAAUUCAAACACAGCACUUCUUCUCUUCCACGCACAUAUGGCUAUCGCGCCUCCACUUCACCGCCGCGCCCUCUCAAUCUCAUCACCGCCUCCACAACCUUCCCUCGUUCCACCAAAUUCGAGGGCCCCACUCUCCGCCGCUGCUUCAUCGCUCAAGCCACUCUCGCCGCUACCCAACAACCCCAACAAGACCUUGUACUGGAUACUGAAGUUCCGUCAACCGGUCGUGUAUAUCAUGAGACUUAUGGAUGUCAAAUGAAUGUUAAUGACAUGGAGAUUGUCCUGUCUAUAAUGAAAAACGCUGGCUAUAAUGAAGUUGUGAGUGCUCCUGAGAGUGCAGAAAUAAUAUUUAUCAACACUUGUGCCAUCAGAGAGAAUGCGGAACUUAAAGUAUGGCAGAGGCUUAAUUACUUUUGGUUUCUUAAGAGGAAUUGGAAGGCCAAUGUUGCUUCGGGAAGGGCUCAGUCCCUGCACCCUCCGAAAGUAGUUGUCUUGGGCUGUAUGGCUGAGAGGCUAAAGGAGAAGAUACUUGAUGCCGACAAAAUGGUUGACGUCGUCUGCGGACCUGAUGCAUAUAGGGAUUUGCCGCGAUUACUGGAAGAGGUUGACGACGGCCAGAAAGGAAUCAACACUCUUCUUUCACUUGAGGAGACUUAUGCUGAUAUUAAUCCAGUUCGAAUCUCCAAGAACUCGGUUUCCGCUUUUGUCUCCGUGAUGAGGGGUUGCAACAAUAUGUGCUCAUUUUGUAUUGUACCUUUCACUAGAGGCAGAGAGCGGUCACGUCCUGUGGAAUCCAUUGUGAGAGAGGUGGCAGAGCUGUGGAAAGAGGGUGUGAAAGAAGUAACACUUCUUGGCCAGAACGUGAACAGCUAUAAUGAUACAUCUGGUUUUGAAAAAGAGGUUGAAUCAGGAUCCAAUUGGAAACUUAGUGAUGGAUUUUCCAGCAUAUCCAAGGUCAAGAAAAUGGGCUUAAGGUUUUCUGAUCUAUUGGAUCGACUCUCCUCAGAGUUUCCUGAGAUGCGAUUCAGAUUCACCUCCCCACACCCUAAAGAUUUUCCAGACGAAUUGCUCUAUCUUAUGCGAGAAAGACAUAAUAUAUGCAAAGUUAUACAUUUACCUGCACAAACAGGUAGUAGCACUGUGCUUGAGAGAAUGAGACGAGGAUACACUCGAGAGGCUUACUUGGAUCUUGUGCACAAAAUUCGAAGUGUUAUUCCAGAUGUGGGCUUAAGCAGUGAUUUUAUAUGUGGUUUUUGUGGAGAAACAGAGGAGGACCACUCUGACACGUUAACUCUCGUGAAAGCUGUUGGUUAUGAUAUGGCAUACAUGUUUGCUUAUAGCAUGAGGGAGAAAACACACGCUCACAGAAAUUAUGCUGAUGAUGUUCCCGAGGAAGUAAAGCAAAGGAGGCUAACUGAACUCAUCGAGACUUUCCGCGAGAGCACAGGAAAGUGCUAUGACUCUCAGGUUGGAACUACACAGCUUGUGUUAGUUGAAGGACCCAAUAAGAGAGCUCCGGACACCGAGCUUAUGGGCAAAAGUGACAAGGGCCAUCGGGUGCUAUUUGCCAAUGUGCCGAUCCCAGACAGGGACGAUGUUAAUACAAUGAGAAAUCCUGUUGUUGGUGAUUUCGUUGAAGUCCGCAUAAUGAGAUCUACUAGGGCAUCACUCUUCGGUGAAUCACUUGCUAUAACUAAACUGAGUUCAUUCUACAAUGAUCUAGAUAAAGAAGCUGUUGCAUGCAACAUAUAAAACCUUGCAGCAUAAACAGAAACAGCUUGGCAUGCCAAUUUUUGGACGAAGUCAUGUAGAUUGGUUUUUCCCUUGCUUCGUUUACUGCACAUCACAUUUCAUUUCAUGCAAGGGAGUGAGAUUGUGCAUUUACCCGCUACAUGUCAGCUAGUUCAAAAUUGCUUCCUCUGUUAAUCUUCUCUUAACAUGAAAUGGACCCAAGUCUGCAUUAAAUUCUACACUGAGAAUCUGAUUGGCAACCUGCAAUACAACACAGAAACAAAUAGAGCAAGGGAUUGCUGAGAUUUUUGUAUUUUAACAUUGGUUUGAUAAGUGAGCUUUUGAUGAAGCACACGGAAGAAUGUAGCCUUUGGCCCAUCAUAUUUCUUGUUUCAACUGAACAUCACAGGUCUAACGAAGUCUAUUGUCACCAUUCAUCAAAUUUCGUUGUAGAUGAAACUCAUCUAAAAUAAGCAUGGCUCUAGAUGAACA
This is a messenger RNA of Lotus japonicus, 2462 nucleotides long. Its product is annotated as CDK5RAP1-like protein. The record is from RefSeq and is a predicted model, not a curated record. The coding region runs from base 3 to 1991 and encodes 662 amino acids. Lineage: Eukaryota; Viridiplantae; Streptophyta; Magnoliopsida; Fabales; Fabaceae. Gene Ontology annotation, biological process: tRNA modification; negative regulation of cyclin-dependent protein serine/threonine kinase activity. Gene Ontology annotation, cellular component: mitochondrion; cytosol. Gene Ontology annotation, molecular function: tRNA-2-methylthio-N(6)-dimethylallyladenosine(37) synthase activity; 4 iron, 4 sulfur cluster binding. The transcript is spliced from 3 exons.